AUGUCUCCUCCACGGCUCACAGGAGCACUUCGCUCAUUCUCCAUCGUCAGCAAGAAAGAGGAACACAGCACGGAGGUCCUUGACCUUAAGGCCAAGCGUCUGAAGAGACAGGAGCUGUUUGCCAGAGAGGGCCUGACGUGGCAGAAGAUUGACCGAUUCUGCUCCGACCAUCAGGACAAAGCUCAACAGCAAGCUGCCAGCAAGGAUUUGAAGAGCCUCCUUCUGGCAGCCAAACAGAUCGUGGGUGCGGAACACGGUCAGGAGGCCAUCGAGAGCGCGGCCGUCUUCUUGUUUGAGACCUUCCACAACAAAGAGCAUGUGGGCAGCGAGGAGACCAGGGCCAUCCGGCAGAUGUUCGGGCCCUUCCCGUCCUCGGCCGCUGAGGCCUCCUGCGCCUCGGUGGCUCGCCUGGUGGCUCCGCUCGACCCCUCCAGAGUGGAGGACUUCCUACAGAGUCAGCGCUCUCUCAACCCCCGAGGAGACGGCGGUUUCGGACGUAACAUCGCCUUCUCUUACGACUGCUACACGCUGGAACCCGUGGAGGACCUGUGCGCAUCCGGUGCCCAAGACCAGAAGGAACCCUUUGACUUUGUCAACUUCAUCCACGGUAGUCAGAGUGGGAAGAAAAGCGCCAGCGAGGAAGACGCGUCCGGCUCAGGGAGUUCUCCCACCUCCGGGGACGUGUCCAUCCUCCGUACGGAAGUGGAGAAAUAUCUAGACGGAGGGAACAUGAUUUCCUCCAACCCAGAGGAGCUGUGCACCUCCCUGUUUGAGAUGCUGACCUCCCAAACAAGUGACGAUGAACUACAGAAUGAGAAAGUUAAACCUUUCGCAGAGUACCCAGGCCCGGUGGAUCAGUACCGUGGCGUUCUGAGGCCGGUUCUGAUCCAGUUUGCUCUGGCUAUUGCUGUGGUUUGCUGGCUGUGGAAUAAUCACUUCAAAUGA
This is a messenger RNA of Menidia menidia (Atlantic silverside), 945 nucleotides long. The record is from the annotation of a GenBank genome assembly. NCBI's taxonomy places the organism in Eukaryota, Metazoa, Chordata, Actinopteri, Atheriniformes, Atherinopsidae.